GGGGCAGCCCCUCAGAUAACAUGGGCCUUUAUAAGUCCGGUUGGAAGACAACUCACUCUCCAGACCUCUGAUCCCCAGAAAAAAAUGAAAAUGUAUCUACAAGUUGUGAUCCUUGCCUUGUCAUGCUUGACAACUUCAGCAUACCCCAUUCAACAUAACACCAGAGAGGCAACCUGGACUGAUCCAAGAGCCAAUCAGGCUCAUUACAAGACUGAACUCAUUAAGAGUGAAGAAAUCAUCUACAAGAGCCACAUAGACAGCAGCAGCCUCUACAGCCAAGAUGAUGAGAGCAAAAGCCCUGUUGCAGAAGAGAUGCAACAAAAACUCAAUGUGGAGUCUGAACGUCUGCGCACCCGUCUGCGCCAAGAGCUGGCCGAGCUGCACAAGAGACUGUCUCCAUCUUCGGCUCAUCUCAGCUCCACUCUGGCCAGCAUGAGGGAGCGCCUGGCCCCUCUCACUCAGCAACUCCAGAGCUCCCUGAGCAGCAACACUCAAGAUCUGUGUGGCCAGCUGAGCCUCUACCUGCAGGGCCUGGAGACAGCUGAGGCAGCCGGUGAAAGUGAGGCCAGUCAGGCUUUCUACCAGGAAGCCUUCAGCUGGAUGAGCCAAACACUGGAGCACAGCAGCUCCAAGCUGACUGACAUCAUUACCGACUUCCAGACUAAUGCUGUCAGGAUGCUGGAACAUCUGAAGGAGGAGAAGUCUGAUCUUGGGCUGGAAAUGAGCUCCAGGUUGGGACAAGAAGUGAGUUCACUGAGGGCGGAGGCACAGAGCAGAGUUGGGACUCUGAAAACCGAGCUUGCUGCUCUGCUAGAAACUGCAAUUCCUCACAAGAGUGAAGUUGCAGCCAGUCUGGAGCUUUUCUGCCAGAAUGCAGCCCUGCAGGGCCAAGUCUUUCAGGCCCGAAUGGAGAAGCUAUUUCUGGGUCUGGAGGAGCUGGACUUCCACAGAGCCGCCAGUUUGUCUCCCUCUUCUUCUUCCUCCAUACAGCAAGGCAGCUUUUUGCAGGAAGAUUUCUCAGUUAAACUCUCUGCUCUGAUCCAAGACAUUCUGCACUCAGUGUAGUCACAAAAAAAACUACAAAUCAACUACCCUUUUCAUUGAAGUGAUUCAUUCAUUGGUAUUCUUAUUCAUGAGUUUGGUUUGUUGUUUGACAUUGUACAUUCAAAAUAAGUAGCCUGUAAAUAUUUCUGAAUGUUUGGUUUUAAGUAGAUGUAUAUGUUUCAUUCUGAAAAUGUAAUGUAUUGCUGUCAGUAUAUAUGAACUGUAGUGUGUAUAAAGGUGAUGCUUAAAAGUAAAAGUAAAAGUUGUUGAUACAGAUAGUGUACCAGUGUCUUUUUUGUUUGUGUAAAAACACAAUCAAAAUCGGAUUUCAAAGUAAAUUUUUAUUCCGUAAAAAACAUAGCAAAAAAUCUGAUUUUCAUUACAAAGAUUUGAAUGAGAACAAAAAUAUUUUAUCAAUGCAAUUAAGAGUCUGUACAUGAUACCAAAAUACAAGUAGGCAUACAAAUGGCAAAUUAAAUGUAUGUUUAUAAUAAUCGAUAUAUAUGGGUAUACAGUAUACAUAUUUUUAAAGCGCCUGUGAGGAACUUUCAGAUUGCGUAGAUUUUGGCGCUCUCUGUGGACAAAGCAGUCUUUGCUGAUUCUUAUAAGAGUAAAUUGGGGUUAAAUCUCAUCCUGCUGUCUUACAGCAGAAAAUGAUAUUACAUGUUGAGAAUCUUUUUUGUGGAAAAUGUACAAAAGGUUUAU
Labrus bergylta (ballan wrasse) is the source of this 1749-nucleotide messenger RNA. The record is from RefSeq and is a predicted model, not a curated record. Lineage: Eukaryota; Metazoa; Chordata; Actinopteri; Labriformes; Labridae.